This is a messenger RNA of Bombina bombina (fire-bellied toad), 4360 nucleotides long. RefSeq lists its product as uncharacterized. Bases 1 to 3609 code for a protein of 1202 amino acids. The transcript is spliced from 9 exons. The record is from RefSeq and is a predicted model, not a curated record. Gene Ontology annotation, molecular function: RNA polymerase II cis-regulatory region sequence-specific DNA binding; DNA-binding transcription factor activity. Gene Ontology annotation, biological process: regulation of transcription by RNA polymerase II. Lineage: Eukaryota; Metazoa; Chordata; Amphibia; Anura; Bombinatoridae.
AUGGCCUACAGUCACCAGUUUAUUCGAUCUCAAGUUAGAAGACAGGACUUGGUGCAGAACCUUAUUGAUGACCCUGGCCUACAGUCACCAGCUUAUUCGAUCUCAAACAGCAGCUUGGUGCUUACACAUCUACCCCUAAACAAAAGACUGAUACCAGACAGCUCAGAAGUACUCAGUGCUAAUGGCCAAACAGUUGAUAUUUACAAAGAGAAAUCUGAAGAUGGUAGUGAACUAAUGCAAUGUGCACCACAUACAGCAGGCAAUAAGAAUAUAAAAGACGUAAAACAAAACGAACACAAUCACCUCUUAUCUUACCCAAUAAUUCCUACAAAGGAAGAACCUGUCAUAUUUACGGAGUGUACAAAAAAUCUUAAUCUAAAGGAAAGUCUUCAGUCCCAGCAAAUUUCCAUAGGGGAUAAACCAUUCAUAUGUACGGCAUGCGGAAAGACAUUUGAAUACAAGUCCGGCUUCCUGAAACACCAAUUGAUUCAUACAGGCGAGAAGCCUUACACAUGUUCAGAGUGUGGGAAAAGUUUUGCAGAUAAGAGUAAUCUCACAUCUCAUGAAAGGAUUCACAUAGGAAGAGUUCCUUUCACGUGUAAAGAAUGUGGAAAAAACUUUGCAUCUAAGUCAGGUUUCCUAAAACACCAAAAGAUACACAAGGGAGAGAAACCUUUCAGGUGUUCAGAAUGUGGAAAAAGCUUUGUGUAUAAGUCAGAUCUCUUAACUCAUCAUAAGAUACAUACAGAUGUAAAACCUUUUAUAUGUACAGAGUGUGGAAAAUAUUUCACGCAAAAGUGUAAUCUCCUAUAUCAUGAAAUGAUCCACACUGGGGUGAGACCAUUUAGUUGUGAAGCGUGUGGAAAAAAGUUUAAACAAAAUUCAGACCUUCUAAAACACCAAAAAGUUCACACAGGAGAGAAGCCAUUUACAUGUGCUGAGUGUGGGAAAUGUUUCGCACAAAAGAGUAAACUCACAUAUCAUGAAAGUUUUCAUAUACAGGAGAGACCUUUUACUUGCACAGAGUGUGGAAAAAAGUUCAGACGAAAGUCAUGUCUCCAAACGCACCAGCACCUUCAUACAGGUGAGAAGCCAUUCGCAUGUGCAGAGUGUGGCAAAUGUUUUACACAAAAGAGUACUCUUAUCGCUCAUAAAAGGGUUCAUACUGGAGAGAAACCAUUCACAUGUACAAAGUGUGGAAAAAGUUUUUCGCAAAGGUGUAAUCUCAUGUCUCAUGAAGAAAGGAUUCAUUGGACGGAUAAUGGGAAAAUCUUACAAAAAUCAUUUAAAUGUCUUCUUCUAAUCUUUCGCUACUCAUUGUUAUUGUUGAAUGCGAGGUUUAUCGAUGAUAUGAUAUUCAUUGUGGAUGAAACAGAUUGCGAAGGUUUCUCCAUCUCUGACUUCCUUGAAUAUCUUAACACCAAUAGCAGCAAGCUGAAAUUCACUAGAGAAUUUAAUUCUUCAGUAGUUAACUUUUUGGAUCUCACACUGGAGGGUGUGGUGGAACAUGGUACUAUUAUAUCCAGCACAUACAGAAAACCAACUGCGGGCAACACUAUUUUACACGCCCAGUCAGCGCAUCCACCACACCUUCUGAGGUCUAUCCCUAAAAGUCAAUUUUUAAGACUCAAAAGAAACACCAACAGUGAUUGUGUCUAUGAUAGACAGUCUGAUAACUUAAAAAAUAGAUUGCUUGCCAGAGGUUAUGACUCCAGUCUUUUGGAGACAGCGCAGUAUGAAGCUAAGACUGGCCUCACAGUUAAACCAAAGAUAUCUAAUAAACAAUUCUCAGAAGAAUCAGUGGUGUUUAGCACCCCCUAUUCCAAUCAGUACAAUGAUGUAGUUAACAUCCUAAAAAAACACAUCCCACUCCUUAAAAAUGACCCCUUAUUAUUGUCACUAAUCAAUUGUAAAUUUGUGUCUAGGAAACCAGAUACUCUGGGUUCUAAACUAGCCCCCAGUAUAAUACAAACCACAAAGUCUAACACUAUAACAUGGUUGCACACCAACCGCAGAGGAUCUCUGGACGAUUUCUUUAACGCAAUGGCCUUAUUGUAUGAAGACCGCAACACCCAACUCACUGCUGAAAACAACUUGAGAACACUCAAGCAGGGCAAACGGCCAGUUGAAGACUACGUUGCAGAGUUUCAACUAUGGGCUACAAAAUCUCAGUGGAAUUCAGUCUCUCUACGUAAUCAGUUUCGCCUGGGACUAUCAGAACAUUUGAAAGAUGAGCUCUCUCGUAUUGAGUUCCCAGACACGCUUGAAUCUCUCAUAAAGAUUUCUAUCUCAAUGGAUAGGAGAUUCAGGGAACGCCGUGCUGAAAAGGUUCCAACUGAAUCCUAUACAAAGAAGUAUCAUUUACCACAAGUACAGCAUCCAUCCUCAAGUCCUGUACCUAUGGAAAUUGGCACUAUAAAAGGUCCACUAACAUACGAAGAAAAACAACGAAGAAGAAGUUUAAAUCUAUGUAUGUACUGUGGAAACAAGGACCACACAGUAUCCACCUGUCCAACUCUAAUCCGCCAGAAGAGGGGUACCCCAACACUUUUUAUGGAGAGUUCAGAAGUAAAGUCAGAGAAAGAAGAGAUGGACGUUGGGGGUAGCGUGACUAAAACAGAUACAGUUACUGCUGGUGGUUCUCCAGAGAGUUUAGCGGUGAAGUCAGAAGCAGAUGCGCCAGAUACCGAGAGUCAUGUGACCACAAUAUAUGUUGUAAAAGUGGGAACCCCAGUUUAUGAUAAUAGGUUGAAUAUUACACACCCUCAUCAGAGAACGGCAGAAAUUAGACUGUUACCAUCCAGCCCAGAAGAACUGAAUUCUAAUGACUAUUCCCAGCAGACGACGGAAGAUGAUGAGGAACUCACUGAUUAUGGACACGACUCAUGCACCGAUAUUAAGAAAGACUUGAAGACCAAAAAAAACCACACAGGGGAGAAGCCUUUCAAAUGUACCGAGUGUGAGAAGAGUUUUGCAAGCAAGUCGUAUCUUCUAAACCACCAAAAUAUACACCGAGGGGAAAGGCCUUUCAUAUGUAAAGAAUGUGGAAAAACUUUUACUUAUAUGAAAGGUCUAUUAUUACACCAAAGAAUUCAUACAGGGGAGAAACCAUUCAUGUGCACAGAGUGUGGGAAAUGUUUUACACAUAACAGUAAUCUCAUGUAUCAUAAAAGGACGCACACAGGGGAGAAGCCUUUUGCUUGUAGAGAAUGUGGGAAAUGUUUUACACAAAGAAGUACCCUCACUGUUCAUGAGAGUAUCCACAGAGGGGAGAAACUAUUUACUUGUGUGGAAUGUGGCAAAAGUUAUUCCUACAGGUCAGAUCUCCGAAUGCAUCAAAGGAUUCAUACAGGGGAGAAACCGUUCAUGUGUACGGAGUGUGGAAAAUCCUUCAUACAGAAGUGCCAUCUCACAGAUCAUGAAAGGAUCCACACAGGGGAGAGGCCAUUCACAUGUACAGAAUGUGGGAAACGUUUCACACUAAAGAGUCAUCUCACAUAUCAUGAAAGGACCCACACAGGGAAGAAGCCAUUCACUUGUACAGAAUGUGGGAAAAGCUUUUCAGUCAAGUCUAUUCUCCUAAAACACCAGAUUAGUCAUACAGGGUAAAAAUACAUUUAUAGAAUGUGGAAAACAACAAAAAGACCUUAUAAAAACCAAAUAAUUCAUACAGGGGAGAAGACGUUUGUAUGCACAAAAUUAAGAAAACUUACGCUAAAGCAAGGUCUCUUAAUAAAGCAUGGGAGUGUGGCUUUCACAUGUUGGAAUGUGGGAAAAAGCUUUUAAAAGACAUUUUGAUUCUCUACUAUGCAUUUGAUAACCAGUGGUCAUCUCUAACACUAGGCACCAGAGAGGUUAGGACCUGACACUGUUUUACAUAGAGAGACCUUUCUCUCGAGUAGUCACACACCUCCCUAGAAUACAGAUGAUAACCUGUGGUAUUAGUUACUAGGGAUAUCUUUCUUGUGAGGUAAAAGUUUACUAGUCUAAUUCACUUAGAGAAACAGUAGACCCCUUUAUUAAAGGGACAUUGAACCCAAACUUUUUCUUUCGUGAUUCAGACAGAGCAUGCAAUUUUAAGCAACUUUCUAAUUUAAUCUAUUAUCAAAUUUUCUCCAUUCUCUUUUUAUCUUUAUUUGAAAAGCAAGAAUGUAAGUUCAGAUGUCGGCCCAUUUUUGGUGAACAACCUGGGUUGUUCUUGCUGAAUGGUGGAUAAAUUCACCCACCAAUAAACAAGUGCUGUCCACGGUUCUACACCAAAAAUUGGUUGGCUCCUUAUCUUAGAUGCCUUCUUUUUCAAAUAAAGAUAGCAAGAGAAUGAAGAAAAAUUGAUAUUAGGAGUAAAUUAGAAAGUCUUAAA